Messenger RNA from Colias croceus (clouded yellow), 1147 nucleotides. RefSeq names its product fructose-bisphosphate aldolase-like. The record is from RefSeq and is a predicted model, not a curated record. Gene Ontology annotation, biological process: fructose 1,6-bisphosphate metabolic process; glycolytic process. Lineage: Eukaryota; Metazoa; Arthropoda; Insecta; Lepidoptera; Pieridae. The transcript has 9 exons. Gene Ontology annotation, cellular component: cytosol. Gene Ontology annotation, molecular function: fructose-bisphosphate aldolase activity. The coding region runs from base 11 to 1063 and encodes 350 amino acids.
AGUAAUCAAAAUGUCGACUUAUUUCGAUUAUCCAGCCCCCGAAAUCCAGGAGGAACUAAAAACCAUCAUCAAAGCUAUAAUCGCACCUGGCAAAGGAAUUCUGGCUGCUGAUGAAUCUACAAAAACCGUGGGAACACGUCUCGCAACUGUAGGAAUAGAAAACACAGAAGAAAACCGUAGAAAAUGGCGCCAAUUGCUCUUCACUGCUGACCCUGUGAUUUCUGAAAACAUUUCUGGCGCGAUCCUAUAUCCAGAAACGUUAUACCAGAAAGCAGAUGAUGGAACGCCUUUCGUGAAGCUUCUAGAAGACCGUGGUAUUAUCCCGGGAGUGAAGGUGGAUACUGGUCUUGUACCUUUAUUUGGGUCUGAUGAUGAACAUACCGCACAAGGUCUCGAUGACUUAUCAAAGCGUUGCGCGAAAUACAAAAAAGAUGGCUGCCAUUUUGCAAAAUGGCGGUGCGUAUACAGAAUCUCUGAAACGACUCCCUCCUACCAGGCAAUCAUGGAAAACGCGAAUGUCCUCGCGCGUUUCGCUUCCAUCUGCCAGGGCGAACGUAUCGUACCAUUUAUAGAGCCUGAAGUUUUGACUGACGGGGAACAUGACCUGGACCGAACGCAGAAGGUGACGGAACAAGUUCUGGCUCACUUGUACAAAGCUCUCAGCGACCACCACGUGUACCUCGAAGGAACACUGCUGAAACCGAACAUGGUGAUGGCGGGUCGCGAUUGCAAGAUACAGUACACCCCACAGGAUGUUGCCAAGGCAACCGUCACCGCAUUAUUGAGGACUGUACCUCCAGCUGUGCCUGGGGUCCUAUUCCUGUCGGGUGCUGGUCAAAAUGAGGAGCAAGCGUCAGUACACCUGAAUGCCAUCAACACGGUGGACCUGAAGAAGCCCUGGACCCUCACUUUUAGCUACGGACGUGCGUUACAGGCCUCAGCAUUGCGUAUUUGGAAAUGCAGUGACGGAAAUGUGCCUUCUGCGCAAGAACAACUGUUGAAAAGAGCUAAGGCAAAUGGUCUCGCUUCUCUUGGAAAAUAUGUACCUGGCUCUAUUGUUUAGUUGUUAUUUAAUUAUUUAUUACUAAUCGUUCUACAAUACGAACAUAAUCAACAAUAUGAAUAAUGUGAAUUAAUUUAACGUAUU